UGACGUCGACAACGACGAGGAGGAAGAGGAAGCGGACGACGGCAACGCCGCCACGAACCAUCACUUAGACGCGCCACCUCUCCAUCGCUCUUGGCGUCGUAUUGAGUGUGCAGAAGAAUAGCUCAGCCGAGGUCACGAGGUGAGCGAUGGAGGGUGGGGUGUUGCAGGCGGGGACGAAGCUGAUCAAGAUCAGUGGCGGCUGGGCGACCGCCCUGCUCUCUUCCCGCUGUCGGGACAGUAGCAAAUUGAAUGGAGGCAAUGGAUGUCGUUUUGCCGCUCCCAAGCCGCCGUCGAGAGAGGGAGUUAAGAAGAAGAAGAUUGCCGUCGUGUCUUCGUCCCCAAGACGGAGAGUAAAAAGGAUGGCCAGCGCAACGGAUGCUAUAGAAUCGAGGUCGACCACGGCUAUGGCGGGAGCAGCUGCUGCUGCCGUCGAUUGGAGACGAUCAGGCGGCGGAGAUUUCUUCGCGGGAUGUAGAAGACAAUGCAGGUGCCGUGACCUUUCUCGUCCACAUUCGGGAGCGGCAGCGGUGGCAUCGAGAAGCGAAGCGGGCUCGACCCAUGGAAGAAGAGGAGGCGGCGGCGGCGGCGGAGGAGGAGGAAGUGUGGGUGGGAGAGGUAGAAGAGGAGUCGCGAUGGCUAUGCUGCAAGGUUUCGUCGUCAUGCAGUGGAAGACAAUGAAGGUUGGCAGAGUGGCCGGGCUGGGUACGAGUGUGAGCCCGAGGCUGAGGGAAGUGGAAAGGGUCGGAGCAGGUUCGGGACUGCUUUUGCAGGCAGGCUUUUUUAAUGCUUCUGCUUGGCAGUCGAGAGGCAGGUCUGGUUUCAAAUGUCAAGUGGCUGCUGAGAACCGGGAUGCAGCGGAGGUGGAGGCAGUAGGAUAUGAAUCGACACGUGACGACGGAGGAGAAGAGCUGUCAGACUUUGACGUACUGGAGAGCGGAUGGGCACCAUGGGAAGAGAGUUUGGAGCCGGAAGGAGAGUAUGCUCUCAGAAGCCUUAACGGUGAGGAAAUGAGUCCGGAGGAAGUGGAAGCCAUCUUGAAGAGACGGCAAGUGGAAUUUCAGGAGCGGCAGGAAGAAAACGACUGGGAGAAUAGAGCGCUGUGGGGUAAACCGCUUGUAUUUUACCGCAGACCGCCACGCGAUUGGCCACCGGAGGGGUGGUAUGUCGAUCCGGAGAAGCUGGCAUUUAUGCAUGGAGGGACACUCCCUUCCGAGAUUGUGAUCGACAUGAAAGACAGGGAUGAGGAGGCACUGAAAGAGAAAUGGUCGCGGUACUUUGAAACUGAAGACGACAUAGUCGAGCAAGGCGAGUGGAGCAGAUGGAAUACGUUUAUGGAAGAUUACCAGAAAUGGGCAGAUGCCAACCGGGAGCGACUUGAUCGGGAGGCGUUGCAGCUAGAUCCCAAGUACUAUCAUGGACGGAGACGUACCGGAGAACUCUACUGGCCAGGCAUGUUUGAGCUUCCAUUUGUCGACGUAGGACAGCACUGGUGGGGAGUUGUGACGGCCAUUCAUCUGUAUGAGGGUGCUUUCGUUAAUUUUGGCUGCACACAUGAUGCCUGGAUUCCUAUUCGGGAUAACGAUUGGUAUGAGGUGCGGAAGCACGUGUAUGUUGGCAUGCACUGCCAUGUUGAGGUUUUGGUUGCUAUUUAUGGAGCGCAGGAGAGGACCACUUUUCAGAAGUUUCUGCACGUUCUAAUAUUUCGAAAAUUUGAGUAUCCGCCCAUAAUGACCAGGGAAGAUGAAGCGACACUCGAGGAGAUCGCUAGGGAAUCUAAUCGUCCAUUCUGGCCCAAGCCUAGGAUGAGAAACGUCCCAGAGGAGGUUGAAUAUCGGCAACAUCCAGAUGUCGUAAGGACAUUCAAGGUAUGGAGGAUGGCACACAUGGCAUGCGAGAUUGAGGAAGAGGAGGCAGAGAAGGAGCAGCUGAGGCAGGCAGGCAUCCUGACAACGGAGGAUGACAAUGAUGACGAUGACGAGGAUGACGACGAACAAUUCGGUGCCAUGGGAAUUGAUUUCCGACAGGCCACAUCUGCUGAAGAUGAAGACGACGAUGACGAUGAUGCCGAAGAUGGCGGCGUGGACUGGGAUUUCAAUGAUCCGGAUUACGAGGAACUUUUUCCAAUGGACCCUCGAGAGGAACAAGAACUAGAUAUCGAGUCGGCACGCCAGGAGCGCGCGGAAUUCGACGCAGCAAUGGAAGAGGCUGAUGCAAAGGGGAUAGAGUUUGUCCCACCGAGACCGUACUAUGAGGCCCGUAUUGCAGAGCUCGAGCGGAUGCAGUGGCAGCGUCACAUGGAACAUGAGCGCACAACAAUUCGUGACAACAUGAGGCGAGUAGAAGAAGGUCUUCCCAUUGAAGAGCCAACGAGAUACGUCGACCGAAGCUGGUUUGGCGAAAACAAUUUUGAUCCCGAUGACAAGCGGUUCAGUCAUAGUUACUUUGGUGAUCCAGAGCAAAUUGAGAGAGAAGAAAUGGAGGGGGGACCUCGAAAGGAGCCCCCCCCGGAGAAGCCAGUGGCGGGCGGAGGUGACGGUGAAGAUGCUUCGGCGUCCGCUGAGGCUGGGGAGGAAGAUGAGGAUAAGGCAGAGGUGGCCACUGGGUCCGAACAAGAGGAUGAAGACACUGCUGAUGACCAAGACGAGGCAGGUGAUGAAGACAGUGGCAACAUGUGGGUGGGCUCGUCGAGUCAGGGCAAUGGCCAAGAUAGAGAUGCAGUUAAUGGCCUGUCGCGGGGAAAGCUCAGUUUCCGGGACAUGUUUGGCAGCGGCGAUUCAACUGGCAGUGAGGGAGCCUUGCGAGGUGUACUGCCACAGCUAGAUGAAGACGACGACGACUCCAGAGGUCCCACCGGUGGUCUGUCAAGCCAGGUAUCAGCUUUUGAAAGCGACAAGGAGGAGACGGCGGAUGACAAUGACGGUGAGGAGAAUGCAGACGACGGAGAGGAGGAAGAGGAGAAAUAGUGUGAAUUCUACGAUAGCUUCGACUUCCCUGCGAGCAUAUGUUACGGCGCUACGCGCGUUUGUGACGGCGGAGGAGGAUGACGGUGAGAAAACUGCAGACGACGGAGAGAGGAGGAAGAGGAGAAAUAGGGUGAAUUCUACGAUAGCUUCAACUUCCCUGCGAGCUUAUGCCGUGGUGCUACGCGCUCUUGUGAGCCGCGCAGCCCCGGGACGUCGCCACCAAGCCGGCUUGCUUCCCCUCCGAGCGAGUCAUCACUGCACACUCUUGUCGAAUCGUAAAGAACCGUGAAUCCAGAUUCUGCCUCUGGUGAGAUGUGCAAGUUUGUUUGAGGGAGCGUGGUUCUGUCUCCUGUUGUCGACGUCAACGGUCAUCUCAUUCCAUUCUAUCUCCGACUCGCCCUCACCGAACGGAUCCGUUCUGCCCAGGUGGACGUUUUCUCAGAGAGUCUCCGGGCAGGUUGUUGCGUUGGCUAAUAAUGUUUCCAUGCUUUCCAUGCUUUCCUUGUCUUCCUCGUUUUCGGCUAUUCCUCGGAGAGUCGGAGUGGGUAACUAUCUACUAUCCACAGACUACGGACGAAAUCAAACUCCAAGCAUCCACCUGUUCUUUUGUCUUCCUUGUUUUCCGCUAUUCAGUGAUGAUGUUUGAAGUUAGGUAUCGUCUGUAGGGAAAAGGCCAAAAACAAGGAUCGGCAGAAGUUCCUUUUUUAAGAAAAAAAAACAAAGAAAAGAAAAGAAA
Molecule: messenger RNA, 3699 nt
Organism: Chara braunii
Lineage: Eukaryota; Viridiplantae; Streptophyta; Charophyceae; Charales; Characeae
Source: the annotation of a GenBank genome assembly